This is a messenger RNA of Branchiostoma floridae (Florida lancelet), 1654 nucleotides long. RefSeq names its product chymotrypsin B-like. The coding region runs from base 335 to 1270 and encodes 311 amino acids. The transcript is spliced from 7 exons. Gene Ontology annotation, biological process: proteolysis. The record is from RefSeq and is a predicted model, not a curated record. Gene Ontology annotation, molecular function: protein binding; serine-type endopeptidase activity. Lineage: Eukaryota; Metazoa; Chordata; Leptocardii; Amphioxiformes; Branchiostomatidae.
UUCACAUUUCCUAAGUGAUAUGACAGUUGCAUUUUAUAGAAAUAUUACGUGGAGGUUUGAGUCAAAUUGCGUACAAGCUUUAUUUGAGAUUACCAGAAAAUCAAAAUAACACACAAAAGAAUAGGAGAAAUGGCGAACUGACAAUAAAUGAGUAAUAAUAUCCCGACUUGUCCAUCUGACAGACACACUUCUGCAGAAGGUUCAGAAGAGGCAGUGGGGUAGUUCUGUGCCCUGUGGUGACGGUACCUACAUCCAUUCUGACUUCUGGUGUGACGGACAGUACUAUCACUGUGAAAACUUUGCCGAUGAACUCAGCUGUACCAGUACAGGUCAGAUGGUAGCAUGUGGAGAUGGGAACUAUGUGCCUGAGAGCCAGUGGUGUGACGGGCAGUACUAUCACUGCCCAAACUUUGCUGACGAACUGAGCUGCAGUAACACAGGAACCGGAACAGGUACCGGUACCGGCACUGGUGGUACAACAGGCUCCUCGGGCGAGUGCGGACGGCAGGCCAUCAGUCCCUCCACUAGUGGUAAGAUCCUGGGAGGUGCCCAGGCUACUGCCAACUCCUGGCCGUGGCAGGUUAGUCUGCGGCUCAUCCUGGCCAACGGGAUCCACUUCUGCGGCGGGUCACUCAUCUCUGAUCAGUGGGUUCUCACAGCGGCACAUUGUAUACACGAGUACGGCGCUCCCUCCUACUGGAAAAUCAAGCUCGGCCUACACCAGGUGGACGGUAGUGCCGAACAGGAGAGGAACGUCAUCAGGGUUAUCAAACACGAGCAGUACCGCCACACACCUCAUCCUUAUAACGACAUCGCCCUGCUGAAGCUCGACCGUCCCGUCACCAUGUCCCAGAAGGUCAACUCCAUCUGCCUGCCAACCAGCAUGACGCCAGACAACACCGACUGUUACGUGACGGGCUGGGGCGCUAUUGGGUACAACUCUCAAGGUACUGAGGUAAUGGCGACGGCGCUAAAGCAAGCCCGAGUACUCAUCAAGCCCAACAGCUACUGCAGCGCUGCCUGGCAGAGCAGCUACGACUCGUAUAACAUGGUCUGUGCCGGCUAUGACUCUCUGUCUCAGGGGGGAGACUCAUGCGUCGGAGAUUAUGGUGGUCCUCUGGCUUGUCCGUCCGCUGACCGGUCCAGUUGGGAAGUGACCGGUGUGGUCAGUUGGGGAGAUAACCCGUGUGGCGCCAACGACACCCCGACCCUCUAUACCAGGGUCUACAACUUCCUCGGCUGGAUCACCAACAAAAUGGCCACUAACUAAUUUCUUUUGUUAAUAGCCUUCUGUACAUGUUACGAAGGUCUGAAUAAACGUUACAUAAUGUUACUGCUCUUUUUCUUUCUAAGCAAUAGAUCUCCAAAUCCAUAACGUUCUUUGUUCGCAACCAAGGUAUGUACAAAACAACAACCGGCAUUUUAGUGGCUGUCUGUCACCUCCCUCUGGGCAAUGCUUUACGCUUGGACCGCAGGAUCAGCAGCUUUAACGAGCGACUAUCCCCCUACUCAGAGCAUCCCACUCCGCACCUAGCUAUAAUGUGGAAUAAAACCAAUCAGAAUUACCCUGAUGAGAAAGAUGACAGAUGGUCACCGAGACGUCGGCUGUUGUAUUGUACAUGUAUUAGUUGUGAAUAAAGAAUCUUGUUAUGUU